Molecule: messenger RNA, 1539 nt
Organism: Cladocopium goreaui
Lineage: Eukaryota; Dinophyceae; Suessiales; Symbiodiniaceae
Source: the annotation of a GenBank genome assembly
AACCAUGCGGAGGGCUCGGGUAGCAUGGCCUCACUUGGUCAGAGGGCUGCGCAGCAUCUCACAUCAAGGCGCCACUGCAGAAGCUCCUGCUGGUGCCGAGCGCAUCGGUGCCGGCAUUGGACGGAUUUCCAAUUUGGUCCUUGAUCGGGGAGAGGGCAGUUGGCUGUACACCACAGAUGGCGAAAAGUACUUGGACUUCUCCACAGGCAUUGGUGUGACGAACUUGGGGCACUGCCAUCCUCGAGUGACAGAAGCAGUUCGGGAGCAGCUGGGAAAGCUUUGGCAUGCCCAGGUGAAUAUCGCUUUUCACGGGCCAAUGUUGGAGCUCACGAAGAAGCUGGAGAAGGUGAUGCCCAAAGGUCUCGACAGCUUUCUCUUCGUCACCACAGGUUCAGAGGCAGUUGAAGCUGCUGUGAAGCUGGCGAGGCAUGCAACAAAGAAGCCCAAUGUCAUAGUGUUUCAGGGAGGUUACCAUGGUCGGACGCUGCUCACAAUGAGUAUGACCAGCAGUGGCACCAAAUACCGCGCAGGAUAUGGUCCUCAUGCGUCAGGCGUUUUCGUGGCGCCACACCCAUUUUUUGCGCUCCAUUCAGUUCCAAGUCAACCAGACCAUGCUCAAUGGGCGGUCGAGCAACUGGAGAUCAUGCUGCAGCAACAAACUGCCGCAAGUGAGACCGCUGCUGUGGUCUUGGAGCCUGUGCUUGGAGAAGGUGGAUAUGUACCGCCAGCACCUGGGUUGUUGCAAGGAAUCCGAGACUUCUGUGAUCGGCACAACUUGCUUUUCAUCGCAGACGAAGUGCAAAGUGGUUUCGGCCGAACUGGUCGCAUGUUUGCGGUGGACCACAGCAACGUUUCUCCGGAUAUCUUAGUCUUUGCCAAAGGUGUCGCUUCUGGCUUCCCCUUAGCGGGCAUUGCAUCUCGAAGGGCGCUGACUGCAGCGCAGCCACCUGGGAGUCAAGGAGGGACCUAUGCGGGAAAUGCAAUAGCCUGUGCUGCAGCAAAUGCCACGUUGGAUGUGAUGAUGGCACCCAACUUCAUGGAAACAGUGGCUGCCCGGGGGGAGCACUUGAGAAAAGGUUUGGAAGAUUUACGAGCACGGUAUCCAGAAGUCAUUCAGGAGGUGCGUGGACCUGGUCUGAUGAUUGGCCUGGAAUUUCACCAGGUGCCAAAAGGCUUCGCGCAGCAGAUGGUCAAGGCAUGCCUAGCGCGUGGACUUAUCCUCCUUCCAACCGGGAUCUUCGAGACUCUUCGAAUCAUUCCACCACUAAUCGUCAGCAAAGAGGAAUGUGACGCAGGCAUCAGCAUCUUCAAAGAUGCAUUGGAGGUCAGGAACAAUUUGUCAACAACCUGAAACAUCAUCGCUGAGGAUCGCUGAGGCUUGCAUCAAGGCUCGCGAGGAAUGAGGUCAGGGGCUAUGGCAACAUACAGCUUCAGAAACACCAAGAGAUGAUACUUCUUGGCACUUGUACAGCGCUUGCGAGCGAGUGAACCUCUUGGUUGCAUCAAUGAAGAUGAAAGCCGCCUCCGCUGAAAAGAAGA